Molecule: messenger RNA, 1009 nt
Organism: Egretta garzetta (little egret)
Lineage: Eukaryota; Metazoa; Chordata; Aves; Pelecaniformes; Ardeidae
Product: glutamine amidotransferase-like class 1 domain-containing protein 3A, mitochondrial
Exons: 7
Coding region: 1-918 (305 amino acids)
Source: RefSeq, a predicted model, not a curated record
AUGAGUCACCUGGACGCAGUCUGUGAAAUACAAAGAGCUAUCCAAGUCAAAUUUAAGUCCAUCCAGGAGGCAGGACUGAAGAUGAGGCUACCUGUAGUAGAGGUUCAGUCUGUGCAGGAAGAACAGCCCCGUAUGUCAGGACAACAGGAGACAGGACCAGACAUGCACACCUACAGCAUAGCUCAGUCAGUAAGUCAGGACAGAAAGGAGCAGCUGAGCUCAGGGAGUCCCGUGCCAGUAAGCACACUGAACUGCCUCUCCACUCUCACCAAACAUAUUUCGUGUUUCUCUGGGUUGAGAUGGCUCCACUGGAAUUUCCCUGGGGUCCUACUCGGCCUGGAGAACAGAGUGAAGAUAUUUGCCCCCAAUAUUGAGCAAAGGGAUGUAGUCAAUCACCUAAAAGGAAGUCCAACAGAAGAGAAGAGAAAUGUGUUAGUUGAAAGUGCCAGAUUGGCAAGAGGAAACAUUCAGGAUCUGGCUGAACUGAAAGCUAGUGAAUUUGAUGCAGUCAUUUUCCCUGGUGGUUUUGGCGUAGCAAAGAACCUGUGUUCCUGGGCUGUAGAUGGCAAGAACUGUACUGUCCACGAGCACGUGAGCUCCACACUCCAAGCUUUCCACAGUGCUAAAAAGCCCAUUGGUUUGUGCUGCAUAUCACCAGUCCUGGCAGCUAAAGUCUUUCCUGGUUGUGAGGUCACGGUCGGCCAAGAUAAAGACGUCGAUGGGAGGUUUCCUGACGCUGAAACAGCAUCUGCUAUAGCAGAGCUUGGAUGUAAGCACAUUUGCAAAAACGUAAACGAAUCCCACGUGGAUAAAGCCAAUAAAAUAGUUACUACCUGUGCUUUCAUGUGCAAGGCUCCUCUGCAUGAAAUCUUUGAUGGAAUUGGAACAAUGGUACAAGAAGUCCUGAAACUUGCCUGACUGGAAGUGUACAGACCUCUGCAAGGAAAUCGGUUUAGCCAAGCAUAAGCAUUUAGCUUCCCGUGAUUGCAUUAAUAAAAUAGUGCACUUA